This is a messenger RNA of Triticum turgidum subsp. durum (durum wheat), 285 nucleotides long. The record is from the annotation of a GenBank genome assembly. NCBI's taxonomy places the organism in Eukaryota, Viridiplantae, Streptophyta, Magnoliopsida, Poales, Poaceae.
AUGCACCUGUGGCCGUCGCUCCGGAUCCGGGACUCGUUCAAGCACGCCUACCUGGAGAAGCUUGAGUUCAACCUCGCCCACAAGAAGCGCGCGCAGGGGCAGGGGCAAGGGCGGCAGGGCCAGGACGGGGACGAGGCGCCUCUGCUCGAGGGCCGCUCGUCGUCGAUGGUGGCCACCGCGUUCGAGCUCGCCUGCGACGCCGCCAUGCUCCUUUCGUGCUGCUGUUGCUGCUUCUGCUGCGGCGAAAACAGAAAAAGAAAUGAAAGAAUACUCACAUGUGACUGA